Funneliformis geosporum is the source of this 131-nucleotide messenger RNA. The record is from the annotation of a GenBank genome assembly. NCBI's taxonomy places the organism in Eukaryota, Fungi, Glomeromycota, Glomeromycetes, Glomerales, Glomeraceae.
AUGACUCAAAACAUGCCUACAGAGAUUUUGGGCAAGAUAAAUCCAGAAAAAGUUUCUAAUAUACAAAGUAUUACACCUGAUGCUAAAAUAGAUUAUAUGCUUAAAAUUGAUUUAAAAAUCCUAAUGCAUUU